GUCCGUGUAGGUGACGUGCUGACGUCGAGUGUUGUUGUCCAUGAUGGCGUCUUCCACAGAACAGAGUCUCCUAGAACUCACUGAUAAAGAAACCCGAGAGAAACUCUCACACUGGGACCGUCGUGCUGAUCCAAUGGCGCCGUUAACGGACAAACAGACCGACUCGGUUCUGGAGAUCCGCGCAGCCGCAGAAGAGACGCUUCUUCCCGCUGAGCUGCCGAUCGAGGACAUCUGCGGUCUGACGUCUCGCUCUCUGCGCUCGUGUUUCUCAGCCACUCUCCCCGAGUCCACCGAAGAAGCUCUUCUGCAGGGCUUCCAGAUGCUGGAGCUGGAGAACCACACCAUCCAGACGGCACAACAGUUUUUCUCCUGGUUCUCGAAGCUGCAGGUUCAGAUGGAUCAAGACGAAGCCACAAAGUACAGGAGGAGCCGGGAUGUUCUGAACGGGUAUCAGGAGCAGUGCGAUGCGAUUCUGAGCGACGUGAACGCGGCGCUGGAGCGGCUGGACUCUCUGCAGAAGCAGUAUCUCUUCGUGUCCACCAAAACUGGAACGCUUCACGAGGCCUGUGAACAACUCCUGAAGGAGCAGUCAGAGCUGGUGGAUCUGGCCGAGAGCAUCCAGGAGAAACUCUCAUACUUUAAUGAACUGGAAAACAUUAACACGAAACUCAACUCCUCAACGCUAUCGGUGAACAGCGAGGGAUUCAUUCCGAUGCUUUCCAAAUUAGAUGAAUGCAUUGAAUAUGUUUCAUCACAUCCAAAUUUCAAAGAUUACCCAGUGUACCUCAGCAAAUUCAAGCAGUGCCUGUCCAAAGCCAUGCAUCUCAUCAAGAGCCACACGGUCAACACCAUGCACAACCUCACCAGUCAGCUGACCAAACGAGAUCCGCUGGGCGCUCCGAACGCAGACAACGCCUUCACGCUCUACUAUGUGAAGUUCAGGGCAGCGGCUCCUAAAGUUCGGAGGCUUAUUGAGCAAGUCGAACAGCGGUCUGAAAUAAUCCCAGAGUAUCAGCAGCUCUUGGAUGAGAUUCACCAGUGUUACUUGGACCAGAGAGAACUUCUGCUCAGUCCCAGUAUAAACUCCACCAUCACGGACCUCACCGGCCAGAACAACAAGGAUCACUGCGCUCUGGUGCGCAGUGGCUGUGCGUUCAUGGUCCACGUUUGUCAAGAUGAACACCAGCUUUACAAUGAGUUCUUCUCCAAACCCUCGUCCAAACUGGACGAGCUCCUGGAGAAGCUGUGCCUGUCCCUGUACGACGUGCUGAGGCCUCUGAUCAUCCACGUGGUGCACCUGGAGACGCUGGCGGAGCUGUGUGGGAUCCUGAAGAACGAGAUGCUGGAGGACCACGUGCAGAACAACGCGGUCCAGCUGUCGGCGUUCGACGCGCUCGUGAAGCAGAUGCUGGAGGACGUGCAGGAGCGCCUGGUCUACAGGACACACAUCUACAUCCAGACCGACAUCCUCGGGUACAACCCUGCUCCGGGAGACCUGGCCUAUCCCGACAAACUGCAGAUGAUGGAGAAAAUCGCUCAGAGUCUGAAAGAGGAGCAGAUGAAGAUGAGCUCGAGCUCGUUCUCUGACGUUCAGCUGGAGGAGGAUCACAGGAAGCUCAUCGGCUCUGAGGCUCGAGUGCAGAGCUCAGUUUCUCCUGCUGAUCUGCAUGGCAUGUGGUAUCCGACGGUUCGACGCACGCUAGUCUGCCUGUCCAAACUCUACCGCUGCAUCGACAGGGCAGUGUUUCAGGGUUUGUCACAGGAAGCGCUGUCAGCCUGCAUCCAGUCUCUGCUCAAGGCCUCUGAUGUCAUUCAGAAGAACAAGACUCAGAUAGACGGGCAGCUGUUCCUCAUCAAGCAUCUGCUGAUCAUGCGUGAGCAGAUCGCCCCGUUCCACGCUGACUUCGCCAUCAAAGAGAUCUCGCUGGACCUGAAGAAGACCCGAGACGCCGCUUUCAAGAUCUUCAACCCCAAUGCCUUGCACCACUUCUUCCGGCUCAACAGCCAUAACGCCAUCCUGGAGUUCCUGCUGGAGGGUUCUCCGGAGAUAAAGGAGCAUUACAUCGACUCGAAGAAAGAGGUGGACCGGCACCUGAAGUCCAGCUGUGAGCAGUUCAUCCAGCAGCAGACGCACACGCUCGUGGGAAGCCUGGAGGACUUCCUCCGCAAGGUAGGAGCUUUAAAGACGAUGGCUGUUGAAGGAGGGCCGACGUAUAACCUGUCGCAGCAGCCGUGGGCUCAGCCUGCCAAGAUUAAUGACGUUGUGAUGAGCACCUACCGGAUCCUGAAGAACAAGCUGCCAAUCACCUUGCAGAGCCUGUCCCUGUAUCUGGCCAAUCAGGACACAGAGUUCAUUCUGUUCAAGCCGGUGCAGAAUAACGUGCAGCAGGUUUUCCAGAGACUGCAUGUGUUCCUGCAGGAGGAGUUCAGUGGAGAAGACCUGCAGAUCAUCGCCUGCCCCUCCAUGGAGCAGAUCAGCCUCCUGCUGUCGGUGAAGUAGCCGGAGUUCGGAUCAGCGGAUCAGCUCUGGGAACAGAACCUCAACCUUCCAGAGAUUCUGGAGACAAGCCAAUGUUUAUCACCACAGACUGUGUUUGACCGUUUGACCCGUUCCAGCGCUUAAAGACACUGUGUGUGUGUGUGUGUGUGUGACAUUCAUACUAAAUCAGUUUGUACAGAUUUAAAUUAUUGGAAGAUGGGAAUAAUGAAUUAUGAAUUAUGUGUCUGUGCUGAUGGAGGAGCGAGUCGAUGAACGGGACAGUUGUCCAGCAGGGGGCAGUGUGUGUGUGUGUGUGU
This is a messenger RNA of Rhinichthys klamathensis goyatoka, 2796 nucleotides long. RefSeq names its product component of oligomeric golgi complex 3 (gene cog3). Gene Ontology annotation, cellular component: membrane; COG complex; cis-Golgi network. Lineage: Eukaryota; Metazoa; Chordata; Actinopteri; Cypriniformes; Leuciscidae. The coding region runs from base 41 to 2500 and encodes 819 amino acids. The transcript has 24 exons. The record is from RefSeq and is a predicted model, not a curated record. Gene Ontology annotation, biological process: intracellular protein transport; Golgi organization; intra-Golgi vesicle-mediated transport.